CACCAACCAUGGGGAUGCUGGUGCACGGCUCUUUCAAACCGCAGGCCAGCAUGCGGGCCACAAUAUCGAGGUAUUAGUGACACCGCAAGUUCACUCGUUUCUCCCUCCGUAAAGGCACUCCAGACCACCGAUGUAACCAGGGCGGCAUGGUGAAGUCACUGGUGCCAUCGCUCUGGUGUCUAUCACACCAGGGCAGUAGUGAUUCUCUCCUGCCUCAGUUCGCAUAUGCAAGUCCAGUCUGCACCAGCCAAACCUCCAAACCUCCAAGUCUGCCGCACCCACGGAUAGUCCGCUCUCUAGACAUCCUUUGACCCUCCCUGGACCCGACCAUCAUCUUCUUAUAAUACAAGCUCGUCUUCCGUUCCCUAGGCCCAGCCUGCCCCUCCCUCUACCAUAUCUCUCUCUCACCACACUUCUAUAACUCACUGUGAUAUUUAUAACACACCGCGCUAGCCCACAGCCUUCUCUCACUCGCCACAUAGUAUAACAUGGAGGACGUCAGCCUUUUCCUCGACGCCCCGUCGCCAUCACACUCUUACCUCUACACUUUCGCCGACCGCGACCAAUUCCUCGACGCCAGCCGCUCAGAGACACAAAGCUCCGCAACCUCUCCCUAUGACAUGACCUUUUCACGGGAUUUUUCAAGCUCAGAUACAAUGCCGAGCCCGGACGCCGAAGGAGAGGAAGCAAGUCUGUCACCACACGACCAAGCAUCAGCAUCCAAGCCCGCCGCGAAGAGGAAGCGAGAGAACAGAUACAAGAACGCCCCGCCAUCAGUCCUAUCGCGCCGCCGAGCACAAAACCGCGCCUCCCAAAGAGCCUACCGGGAGCGCAAGGACCAGCGGAUCAAGGACCUGGAGCAGAUGCUCAACGACGCCAAGGCGCGCAACGACGUCCUCAGCCAGGCGUAUGCCGACCUGCAGGCCGAAUACCUGAAGCUCAAGGCCUCCACAGUCAGCGAGCAGCAGAUGCCCACGUCAUACCCUGCGGCAGGCCACCCGUCGGCCGGCCACCUCGGGGGCUACGUCGACCCGUCGAUGUCGGCCAUGCAUGUCGGCAGCGACCUGGACGCGUACCUGUACCCCGAAGUUGGGGGUUUCUCAAUGUGAGGGGCUUUGCGCCUCGCACAGGGACCACGAAUUCACCCCUCAUGCUAUUUUUUCAAUUGGGAUAAUUGAACAAGGAGUUUCGGUAGAUACAUACAUUGGCUACGGCCAGGGCGAUUAGCGAUGCAGGGUGGGGAUUCUUACUUUUUCUGGUCCUCCCCACGCCUCCUCGCGUCUUCGCGGCGCGGGCUGGUUGUGGUUGGGUCACCGUUGCAUUUGCGGCUUGAUGCGGCUGGGCUGAAUCUGGCAGCCACAUGCCCGAUCAUUCGCCCGCUGCACGGGCGGACCACACAUACAUACAACAUGGCUGGAGUAUCCUGGGAGGGGGCGCGUCAGGCGCAGAAAAGACCGGGGAUGGACCUGCGGUUUGCGGACAAGAAGGCGGGAAAAGGCAAAUGAAUGCACGGCGUUUGAGGCGACGGUCUUUUUCCUCUACACCUUGUUCUCAUCGGGAUUUGGGAGCUCACUGGUGGUUUUUUUUCUCUCUUUCUCUCUUCUCUGGGUAUGCUGCUGCUACAGGACUGCUUGUGGGAGUUCAUUGGACAAGGCAAGAGUUUGCGAGGGCGCAUUGGGCGGCGAUGAUUCGGGGGGAGUUUGCCCAGGCGCCGCGGACAUUGCUCUUAAGGCCCCGGCGUAAAUGUACCUCCCCUUUGGACAACCCCAAAGUUCUCGCGUAGUACGAGCGGCUUAGGCGUCUCCGUUGACUCGAUACUUAAUCAAUCGCUUGAUACCCUG
This is a messenger RNA of Diaporthe batatas, 1841 nucleotides long. RefSeq lists its product as uncharacterized. Gene Ontology annotation, molecular function: transcription cis-regulatory region binding; DNA-binding transcription activator activity, RNA polymerase II-specific. NCBI's taxonomy places the organism in Eukaryota, Fungi, Ascomycota, Sordariomycetes, Diaporthales, Diaporthaceae. The coding region runs from base 489 to 1109 and encodes 206 amino acids. The record is from RefSeq and is a predicted model, not a curated record. Gene Ontology annotation, cellular component: RNA polymerase II transcription regulator complex. The transcript has 3 exons.